This is a messenger RNA of Phaethon lepturus (White-tailed tropicbird), 814 nucleotides long. It is a transcript of the gene ISCA2, whose product is annotated as iron-sulfur cluster assembly 2. The record is from RefSeq and is a predicted model, not a curated record. The transcript is spliced from 3 exons. Gene Ontology annotation, cellular component: mitochondrion. Gene Ontology annotation, biological process: iron-sulfur cluster assembly. NCBI's taxonomy places the organism in Eukaryota, Metazoa, Chordata, Aves, Phaethontiformes, Phaethontidae. Gene Ontology annotation, molecular function: 4 iron, 4 sulfur cluster binding; 2 iron, 2 sulfur cluster binding; iron ion binding. The annotation marks the transcript as partial.
UGUCCCGCUCCGCUGUGCGGGGGACGAGCGCUACUCCGGUCCCCGCCGGCUCCAGCCUGCCCGCUGGGCAGCCCGCUGCGGUGUGCAUCGUCCUUCUCCCAGCCGGGCCCGACGGAGAAUGACCCCAGCGAGGGACAGGUCUUACUCAGCGAGAGUUGCGUGAAGAUCACAGAAGGCUCAGAGUUUCUCAGGCUGCAGGUGGAAGGAGGUGGCUGCUCUGGAUUCCAGUACAAGUUUUCCUUGGACACAGUUAUUAAUCCUGAUGACAGGGUGUUUGAACAAGGUGGUGCCCGUGUCGUUGUGGAUGUGGACAGCCUGGCCUUCGUGAAAGGUUCCAUGGUGGACUUUAGCCAGGAGCUGAUUCGCAGCUCCUUCCAGGUGGUGAGCAACCCCCAGGCAGAGAAGGGUUGCUCAUGUGGGACUUCCUUCUCUGUCAAAUUCUGACUGGACUUCCCAUGGAUGGACACGUGUCUGCAGACACUUCCUCUCUGUCUUCAGAGGGUUUUUGCUUGUUCUUUUCCCAGCCAUUCCCUCUCAUCUCUUACCCUGUAACAUAGCUGUUACAUAUGACUCCAGCUGCGUAUGUGUCUGUAUUGAGCCUAUCUCCAAGAUAGACUUGUUGACCUUCCCUUCAGAAACAUGAAGUAGCCAUGAACAUGCACACGGGAGCAUUUUCAGCGUCUUUGUGAACCACCAGCCAGGUGGUGCUGACUCACCUACCCUGUCCUGAAUGUGGAGCAACCUAACUGCUUGUCUCUGCAAGAGAUGGCUGUGUACACGUGUGUGUGUUUAUUGAAAGUUCUUACUAAAAAAA